Messenger RNA from Molossus molossus (Pallas's mastiff bat), 1755 nucleotides. It is a transcript of the gene CUNH14orf39, whose product is annotated as chromosome unknown C14orf39 homolog. Lineage: Eukaryota; Metazoa; Chordata; Mammalia; Chiroptera; Molossidae. The transcript is spliced from 17 exons. The record is from RefSeq and is a predicted model, not a curated record. Gene Ontology annotation, biological process: spermatogenesis; meiotic DNA double-strand break processing involved in reciprocal meiotic recombination; oogenesis. The coding region runs from base 1 to 1755 and encodes 584 amino acids. Gene Ontology annotation, cellular component: central element.
AUGAAUGACAGCCUGUUUGUCAGUUUGGACAGACUCUUGCUAGAAUUUGUUUUUCAGUAUGAGCAAGAUGUAAGUACUAAAGAAGAUAUGAUUCAACGCAUUAACAAAAGCUUUGAAGAUAUUAAACAAAAUAAAGCAACUAUUUGUAAGAUACAGGAAACUAUAAAUACAACAGAUGAGGAAAUUGGUCAUUAUUGUAAACAUAGUAAGGAAAUCAAAGACAACUGUUGUAACUGGAAGCCAACAUGUGAUGUUUUUCAUAAACAUGAAGACUAUAUGCAGGACCGAUUUACUGUUUGUCAAGAAACAGUUGAAAAAGACAAAAAAAUGUACCAUGGUUAUGUAUGUCAGUAUAAAGAUGUUUUGAAGCAAUACCAGCAAAAAUACUCAGAAGCACCUCUUUCACGUGAAUAUUAUGAGAAGAAAAGAGAACAUGAAGAAAUUCAAAACAGAGUGUUGACAUGUACUGAACAACUAAAAAUGAAUGAAACUAUUUUUAUGGAAUUUUUAGUGCCUGCUCCCUUUCCAUCACUUACCAAAUGGACAUUACAUAUUGUUCAUUUGAGAUGUAAAACACAAGAUAUUCUUAGACAUGCCAACAAUUUUUCCAAAAUUUCAUGUGAAUUGAAGAAAGAAGCAGAUGAAAUGGAAAUAGAAAUUAAUUAUUUAAACCAGCAGAUUGCAAGACUUUAUGAAACUAAAAAUCUUUCAGAAAUUCUAGAAGAAAAAACUAAAGAUAUAGAAAAAAGAAAGGAACUGAAAGAAAGAAUUUUUGAAAAAGAUGAACAUGUACUUACAUUGAAUAAAACCUCUCAGAAAAGCCAAUUAUUUCUUCCAAGUGAAUCUCAGAAAUUAGUCAGACCAAUGAAUAUUCUGUCUUCAGAACCAAGAUUUAUAGAUAAAAAAGAGGACAGUUCUGUGACACAGUCAAAGCUUGCCAGUAUUGAUUCCAAACGAAAAGAAAACAAUAUGCAGGUAUUUAAUGACUCUGCUAUGAAUAGCCACUCAAAACUUUCACAUGUUAUGGCUAUUAAAAGUUCACAGAAUUUUAUGCAGUUCAGAUUUUUAACUCCUCAGGAACAGUCAAAUUUCAAUCAGUGGUUUGAAAAAGGAGAUACAGAUGCUGAGCGUGAAGAUAAAGGGGAAGUAAGACAAUUGAAAGAAUCAAAAUUUACUUCACAAGUUAUUUAUGAAGAACAUUUUGAGAAGCCAAUAGAUAAGGAUGAAGUAGAAGAAAGGGCUGAGAAUUUUCCACAAACUCCUGAAAUUCCUUUAUUUUUAAGAACUUCAGAAGAAGUGAAAACACCUGAAUCUUUGAAGCAAUCACUUUUCCCUAAAACACCCCCAUUUGAAAUAAACAGAAAUACAGUACCUGAAGAUCAAACACAAAAGGAAUCCCCUGGGGUUUCUUUUCUUAUGAAUUAUACUUCUAGAUCACCUGGAUUGAAUUUAUUUGAUUCUUCUAUAUUUGAUUCAGAAAUCUCAUCAGAUAAGUUUAAUGAACACUAUUCUGCAGGAAAUUUAAAUCCUCUCUCAUCACAACAAGAAGUUGGAAACUUAUUUGGGAAAUCAGAAGGAGAAGAUGCCUUUACAUUUUCUUUUCCAUCAGACUCUUCAGCUCAUACAUUUGGAACUGGAAAAGAUGAUUUUAGUUUUUCAUUUUCAUUUGAACAGGAUCGUAACUCAACAACCUCUUCUUCUGUAAAAGGUUUUUCAUCUUCCUCACAAAAUACAACUCAGUUUACUUUUUUUUGA